UCUUAUUCAACAACAAAAUUCUGAGGACUCUGAUUUAUUCCGACGACAGACACUCUCGGAAGAAGCUAACUGGGGUUCUUUUUCCGGUGAACUGUCUUUGAUAUUGAUACCUGAGCUCCUACAUAUUGGACUGGUGCAGCCGAGUUAACCAUUGUUGAUUCAUAAUGGCUCCCUUGGUCUUGGGGACCUCACUUGGGGGGUUCUCAUGGGUUUGUAAAGGAGAGAUUGAUUUGAGUUCUUACUGCAUUCAAAGAACAAUCAUAGAUGGUGUAAAUCUGUUCUUCCUCUGUGCUUUCUACCUAUUUUUGCUCAUAGGUUUUAUAGGAGAGUAUUAUACUCGAAGAAGCACUAGAAGAGAUUGGGUCUCCAUAGUAGUUUCAAUCUGUUGUGCUCUUCUUAGCAUUGCUUAUAUUAGCUUCGGUUUAUGGAAUCUAAUCGCCAAAAAUGAUGAUUUCAAUCAUAUGAGCUGGUUGGUCUACCUUGUUAGGGGACUGGUUUGGAUCUCUUUCACAGUCUCAUUGCUUGUUCAAUGGUCUAAAUGGAUCAAAGCUCUGAACUUUGUUUGGUGGGUGUUGUCCUUUACAUUGGUUUCAGCUCUGAAUAUCCAAGUUCUACUACGAACGCAUAGCAUUGAAAUUUUGGACGUGGUGCCUUGGCCUAUCAACUUUUUACUUUUCAUUUGUGCUUUUAGGAAUCUCAGUCACUUCGCUUCUCAAGAUAAUCUAGAUGACAAUCUAUCUGAACCUCUAUUAGCCAAAACGACUGGAAAAGACCAAAGAGGAUUAGGCCAAGCCAGUUUUCCUAGCAAAUUGUCAUUUUCUUGGAUUAAUCCUUUACUUAUCUUGGGAUACUCAAAGCCAUUAGCUCUUGAAGAUAUCCCCUCUCUAGUUUCCGAAGAUGAAGCCAACUUUGCCUACCAAAAAUUUUCUCAUGCAUGGGAUUCUCUUUCAAGGGAGAUGGGCUUGAACAAGAGACGAAACUUGGUUAUUUGGGCUAUUGCAAAAGUCUACUUCAAGGAGAAUAUAUUCAUAGCCAUUUGUGCAUUUCUUAGAACAAUUGCUGUAGUUGUUGCUCCUCUAUUACUCUACGCUUUCGUAAAUUAUUCGAAUGGCAAUGAGAAAAAUCUGGAUGAAGGUCUCUCUAUUGUGGGGUGUCUGAUUGUUGUCAAGGUGGUCGAGUCUUUGUCUCAGCGGCACUGGUUCUUCGAUUCAAGGAGGUCAGGAAUGAGGAUGAGAUCAGCCUUAAUGGUGGCAGUCUACCAAAAACAGUUAAAGCUUUCAAGUUUGGGAAGGAGAAGGCACUCAACUGGGGAGAUAGUGAAUUAUAUUGCAGUUGAUGCCUAUCGAAUGGGUGAAUUUCCAUGGUGGUUCCAUUCGACAUGGAGCUUCACAUUGCAGCUUUUCCUAGCCAUUGGUGUUCUUUUCGGGGUUGUAGGUUUUGGUGCUCUUCCUGGUUUAGUUCCUCUUCUCAUUUGUGGAGUCCUUAAUGUGCCUUUUGCACAAAUGCUGCAGAAGUGUCAGUCUCAGUUGAUGAUUGCCCAAGAUGUGCGGCUGAGAUCCACUUCUGAGGUCCUAAACAAUAUGAAGAUCAUAAAGUUGCAAUCAUGGGAAGAGAAAUUCAAGAGUUUGAUCGAAUCCCUCCGCGACAACGAAUUCAAAUGGUUGGCUGAAUCACAGUAUAAAAAGACUUUUGGCACCCUAUUGUAUUGGAUGUCUCCAACCAUUGUCUCUUCAGUAGUCUUCAUGGGAUGUGCCAUUUUUCACAGUGCCCCACUAAAUGCUAGCACUAUCUUCACAGUUCUUGCAACAUUGAGGAGCAUGGGGGAGCCUGUCAGAAUGAUACCCGAGGCUCUUUCUUCUUUGAUCCAAGUGAAAGUAUCCUUGGAUCGUCUCAAUGCUUUUCUGCUUGAUGAUGAGCUAAAAAAUGAUGAAAUGAGGAGAAUUCCCUUUCAGAAGUCGGAUAAGAGUGUAAAUAUACAAGCAGGCAACUUCAGUUGGGAUCCGGAAACAAUAAUUCCAACUCUAAAAGAAGUGAACUUAGAAAUAAGAUGGGGGCAGAAAGUUGCUAUUUGUGGGCCAGUUGGGGCUGGGAAAUCCUCAUUACUUUAUGCUGUACUAGGGGAGAUACCCAAAAUUUCAGGAACGGUUAAUGUAUUUGGAUCCAUCGCCUAUGUUUCUCAAACUGCUUGGAUCCAAAGUGGGACAAUUCGUGAUAACAUACUAUAUGGAAAGCCUAUGGACAAGACCAGAUAUGAGAAGGCCAUAAGAGUGUGUGCUUUAGACAAGGACAUCAAUACUUUCAACAAUGGUGAUCUCACAGAAAUAGGCCAAAGAGGGCUUAACAUGAGUGGAGGACAGAAACAGAGGAUUCAACUAGCUCGAGCUGUAUAUAGUGAUGCUGAUAUCUAUCUCCUCGAUGACCCAUUUAGUGCAGUAGAUGCGCAUACAGCUGCAUUUUUAUUUAAUGAUUGCGUCAUGGCUGCCCUUGGAAAGAAAACUAUCAUUUUAGUGACUCAUCAAGUGGAGUUUCUCUCAGAAGUUGAUAAAAUUCUGGUUAUGAGGGAUGGAAAAAUUACUCAGUCAGGAAGCUAUGAGGAGCUCUUGACAGCUGGGACAGCAUUUGAACAACUUGUGAAUGCCCAUAGAGAUGCAAUGACAGUAUUGAAUCCUUCAGGGGAUACAAGUCAAAGAGAAUUUGGAAAGUUAGAUACGGUUCAGCCAGAGGGGUCUAAGGAAAACAGCGAGGGGGGGAUUGCUGCAAAGGGUCCACCAGGAGCACAAUUAACAGAAGAAGAAGAAAGGGAGAUUGGUGAUGUUGGAUGGAAGCCAUUCUGGGAUUACAUCUUUGUCUCAAAGGGAUUGCUUAUGCUUUGUUUAGGCAUUAUAACUCAGGCUGGUUUUGUUGCUCUUCAGGCUGCUGCAACUUAUUGGCUAGCUCUAGCCAUUGAAAUUCCUAAAAUCACUAGUGCCGUUUUGAUUGGAGUUUACACUGCAAUUUCAACACUUAGUGCUGUCUUUGUAUAUGCAAGGUCUUUCUUUGCAGCCCAACUUGGAUUAAAAGCCUCUAGUGCUUUCUUCUCUGCUUUCACCAAUGCUAUCUUCAAAGCUCCCAUGCUUUUCUUUGACUCAACCCCUGUUGGGCGGAUUUUGACUCGAGCUUCAUCAGACUUGAGUAUUUUGGAUUUCGACAUACCUUUCUCCAUUAUCUUUGUAGUGGCUGCCUGUGUUGAACUUCUGGCUACAGUAGGAAUUAUGGCUUCCGUCACAUGGCAAGUUCUCAUUGUAGCCAUUUUUGCUUUCAUAGCUACAAGAUACGUUCAGGGGUAUUAUCAAGCCUCUGCAAGGGAACUAAUAAGGAUCAAUGGAACUACAAAAGCACCAGUUAUGAAUUAUGCAUCGGAGACAUCACUUGGAGUGGUCACAAUAAGAGCUUUUAACAUGGUGGACAGGUUUUUCCAGAACUAUCUAAGGUUAAUUGACACAGAUGCAGGACUUUUCUUCUAUUCAAAUGCAGCCAUGGAGUGGUUAAUUUUAAGAAUAGAAGUACUUCAGAAUUUGACCCUCUUCACUGCAGCAUUUCUUCUUGUUUUACUUCCCAAGGGUUCUAUAGCUCCAGGGCUUGUGGGGCUUUCUCUUUCUUAUGCACUGUCAAUAACAGGCAGCCAAAUUUUUAUGACACGAUGGUAUUGCUACUUGUCAAACUACAUUGUCUCAGUUGAACGAAUCAAACAAUUCAUGCACAUACCACCGGAGCCUCCAGCAAUUGUGCAGGGCAACAGGCCACCAUCUUCAUGGCCUUCAAAGGGUAGGAUAGAGUUGCAGGCUUUGAAGAUAAAAUAUCGUCCAAAUGCUCCACUAGUUCUCAAGGGAAUCACUUGCACAUUCAAAGAAGGGACUAAAGUAGGAGUUGUGGGAAGAACAGGAAGCGGGAAAACUACACUAAUAAGUGCUUUGUUUCGUUUAGUAGAGCCUGCAAGUGGGAAAAUUAUUGUAGAUGGGCUAGACAUAUGUUCCAUUGGCUUGAAGGAUUUAAGGAUGAAACUCAGCAUCAUCCCUCAAGAGCCAACUCUUUUCAGGGGUAGUGUCCGGACAAACUUGGAUCCUCUAGGUCUUUUCCCUGACAAUGAAAUAUGGAAGGCCCUUGAGAAGUGUCAGCUUAAGGCAACAAUCAGCAGCCUACCUAAUCUGCUAGACUCUUCUGUGAGUGAUGAAGGUGAAAAUUGGAGUGCGGGGCAGCGGCAACUCUUUUGCCUUGGCAGAGUCCUUCUCAAAAGGAGUAAAAUUCUAGUGCUUGAUGAAGCUACUGCUUCCAUAGAUUCUGCAACAGAUGCCAUUCUACAAAGAAUUAUCAGGCAGGAAUUCUCAGAAUGCACUGUGAUAACAGUAGCCCAUAGAGUUCCCACUGUUAUUGAUAGUGACAUGGUCAUGGUCCUCUCUUAUGGGGAGCUAUUAGAAUAUGAGGAGCCUUCAAAGCUUAUGGAGACCAACUCCUCCUUCUCUAAGCUUGUAGCUGAAUACUGGUCAAGCUGCAGGAGUAACUCCUACCGGGAUUUCAGCAAACAUCAAUGAUUAAUUGAUACACACCUUUUCAAGGAUAAAUAAAGCAUGCACUUUGUCAUGAAAAUCAAUGAUACGAGUACCUGAAAAUGGCCCUAUUAGGUAACAAAUAUCAUCCUAAUAAAAUAGGAGUAUCUGUCUUAAAAGCAUUUGACUAUUUAAUUACCAUGCAGAAUCAGACUAUUUGCAUUUUCUAAUUGAUUUGGUUAGUAUCGUU
Corylus avellana is the source of this 4773-nucleotide messenger RNA. RefSeq names its product ABC transporter C family member 8. Gene Ontology annotation, cellular component: membrane. The record is from RefSeq and is a predicted model, not a curated record. NCBI's taxonomy places the organism in Eukaryota, Viridiplantae, Streptophyta, Magnoliopsida, Fagales, Betulaceae. Gene Ontology annotation, molecular function: ABC-type transporter activity; ATP binding; ATP hydrolysis activity. Gene Ontology annotation, biological process: transmembrane transport.